CUGCGCCCAGAUAGACAUCCGAAGCUUUUAAUCAUCGGAGUUCUAAUCAGGGAACUCUUUAGCUCUUUCUUUUAGAAAAGUAAUGAUGGAACGGAACGUGGCUGGGUUAGGAGAUUGGCAAUGGACAGGAGGUAGAGGUGUCUUGAUAGGGUGUGCCGUUGGUUCCCAGCAGGUUAUGAUCAGGGAGCUGUAUUUUCAAGUAGUAACAGCACUGCGAAGAGCAAGCAAUGAAAGGCCAGCAUUCUAAUUGGAAAGAAAGAAGAGGAAAUUUCCCUCUGCAAGGGGGCUAAUUUGCCAACUGGUGAUAUUGUUCAGUUCAAGGGAAUGAAGAAUUCAGAAUAAUUUUGGUAAAUGGAUUCCAAUAUGGGGAAUAAGAAUAAGCUGAACAGUUGACCUGCUUUGAAGAAACAUACUGUCCAUUUGCCUAAAAUAAUCUAUAACAACCAAACCAAUCAAAAUGAAUUCAACAUUAUUUUCCCAGGUUGAAAAUCAUUCAGUCCACUCUAAUUUCUCAGAGAAGAAUGCCCAGCUUUUGGCUUUUGAAAAUGAUGAUUGUCAUCUGCCCUUGGCCAUGAUAUUUACCUUAGCUCUUGCUUAUGGAGCUGUGAUCAUUCUUGGUGUCUCUGGAAACCUGGCCUUGAUCAUAAUCAUCUUGAAACAAAAGGAGAUGAGAAAUGUUACCAACAUCCUGAUUGUGAACCUUUCCUUCUCAGACUUGCUUGUUGCCAUCAUGUGUCUCCCCUUUACAUUUGUCUACACAUUAAUGGACCACUGGGUCUUUGGUGAAACGAUGUGUAAGUUGAAUCCUUUUGUGCAAUGUGUUUCAAUCACUGUGUCCAUUUUCUCUCUGGUUCUCAUUGCUGUGGAACGACAUCAGCUGAUAAUCAACCCUCGAGGGUGGAGACCAAAUAAUAGACAUGCUUAUGUAGGUAUUGCUGUGAUUUGGGUCCUUGCUGUGGCUUCUUCUUUGCCUUUCCUGAUCUACCAAGUAAUGACUGAUGAGCCGUUCCAAAAUGUAACACUUGAUGCGUACAAAGACAAAUACGUGUGCUUUGAUCAAUUUCCAUCGGACUCUCAUAGGUUGUCUUAUACCACUCUCCUCUUGGUGCUGCAGUAUUUUGGUCCACUUUGUUUUAUAUUUAUUUGCUACUUCAAGAUAUAUAUACGCCUAAAAAGGAGAAACAACAUGAUGGACAAGAUGAGAGACAAUAAGUACAGGUCCAGUGAAACCAAAAGAAUCAAUAUCAUGCUGCUCUCCAUUGUGGUAGCGUUUGCAGUCUGCUGGCUGCCUCUUACCAUCUUUAACACUGUGUUUGAUUGGAAUCAUCAAAUCAUUGCAACCUGCAACCACAAUCUGUUAUUCCUGCUCUGCCACCUCACAGCAAUGAUAUCCACUUGUGUCAACCCCAUAUUUUAUGGGUUCCUGAACAAAAACUUCCAGAGAGACUUGCAGUUCUUCUUCAACUUUUGUGAUUUCCGGUCUCGGGACGAUGAUUAUGAAACAAUAGCCAUGUCCACCAUGCACACAGAUGUUUCCAAGACUUCUUUGAAGCAAGCAAGCCCAGUCGCAUUUAAAAAAAUCAACAAUGAUGAUAAUGAAAAAAUCUGAAACUACUUAUAGCCUAUGGUCCCGGAGGACAUCUGUUUAAAAACAAGCACAACCUGCAACAUACUUUGAUUACCUGUUCUCCCAAGGAAUGGGGUUGAAAUCAUUUGAAAAUGACUAAGAUUUUCUUGUCUUGCUUUUUACUGCUUUUGUUGUAGUUGUCAUAAUUACAUUUGGAACAAAAGGUGUGGGUUUUGGGGUCUUCUGGAAAUAGUUUUGACCAGACAUCUUUGAAGUGCUUUUUGUGAAUUUAUGCAUAUAAUAUAAAGACUUUUAUACUGUACUUAUUGGAAUGAAAUUUCUUUAAAGUAUUACUAUUAACUGACUUCAGAAGUACUUGCCAUCCAAUACUGUCAUUAGAUUGGGUCAUCUUGAUUAGAUUAGAUUAGAUUAGAUUAGAUUAGAUUAGAUUAGAUUGUCAACAGAUUGGGCCAUCCUUAUUUUAUGAUAGGCAUCAUUUUAGUGUGUUACAAUAGUAACAGUAUGCAAAAGCAGCAUUCAGGAGCCAAAAGAUAGUCUGAAGUUAUUCAGAAGUGGUUUGAGGUUUCUGUUUUUUGGUGGCUUUUUUUUUUCACCUUAAGGGAGGAUUUAAUUUGCUCCCAAUUGAUUGUCACUUAAAUGAAAACUUAAAAAUGAAUAAAAAGACAUACUUCUCAGCUGCAAAUAUUAUGGAGAAUUGGGGCACCCAUAGGAAUGAAGAGAGAAAGCAGCUCCCUAACUUCAAAACUAUUUUGGUACCUGACAACAAGAACAUUUCAGAGUAAUUAAUUUAAUAAAGUAAAUUAGUAUUGCUGCAAAUAGUUACAUUUAUUUGAAUUGAUGGUCAAGAGAUUUUCCAUUUUUUUUAGACUGUUCAGUGUUUGUCAAGCUUUCUGGCAUAAAUAUGUACUCAAAAGGCAUUUCCACUUACAAUAUAUAGAAACACAAAAUGUGUUUUCCAUACAGCAGUGCCUAUAUAGUGACUGAUUUUUAACUUUCAAUGUCCAUCUUUCAAAGGAAGUAACACCAAGGUACAAUGUUAAAAGAAUAUUCACUUUACCUGGCAGGGAAAAAUACACAAAAACUGCAAAUACUUCAUAUAGCCCAUUUUAACUUGUAUAAACUGUGUGACUUGUGGCGUCUUAUAAAUAUUGCACUGUAAAGAUUACUGAAUAGUUGUGUCAUGUUAAUAUUCCUAAUUUCAUGUAUCUUGUAAUCAUGACUGAGCCUCAGAAUCAUUUGGAGAAACUAUAUUUUAAAGAACAAGACGUACUUCAAUGUAUUAUACAGAUAAAGUAUUAAAUGUGUUUGAUUUUAAAAGGGCGGACAUUUUAUUAAAAUCAAUAUUGUUUUUGCUUUUUCUGA
Molecule: messenger RNA, 2950 nt
Organism: Symphalangus syndactylus (siamang)
Lineage: Eukaryota; Metazoa; Chordata; Mammalia; Primates; Hylobatidae
Gene: NPY1R
Product: neuropeptide Y receptor Y1
Biological process (GO): G protein-coupled receptor signaling pathway
Cellular component (GO): plasma membrane; neuron projection
Molecular function (GO): neuropeptide Y receptor activity; neuropeptide binding
Source: RefSeq, a predicted model, not a curated record